AUGCCUUACGUCGACCUCUACAGUUCCGAUGACUACGCCGCCCUCUGGUAUACGACGAACACACCCUACAACAAUGUCGGUGGCUUCGAUCCGAGCAAACCGUCGAUCAUGAUCCUGCACCCUAUGUUUUUGUGCUCAAAAUGGUUAGACAAUCAAUUCGGAGACUUCAGGCUGGAUUAUGGGUACAACCUCAUCGCGUUCGACAUGCGGGUAGCUGGAAAGUCUGUGUGUCGGCCGAGUGGAAAGCAUGAUAGCUGGGUGGAUGCGGCGGACCUGGCAUUCGCAGCGAGGUCGCUUCACCUUCCACCAGUCCACGUUCUCGCCCUCGAGAGCAUCUCGACGCUCUGCGCAAUGCGAUUCGCUCUAUUGUUUCCCGAAAUGUGUCUGAGUCUCACACUGAGCAAUAUCCCGGGGCCUUUAGAACGAGAUAAAUGGUUUACGACAGGCCUGGAGGAGCUACUGCAGUCAUGGUGUUGCGCCAGUGAUCUCGAGUCCUUUGAGCACAUCGCCAAGGAGGCGACGAGGUUUGUAGCUGGGCCGUCAUGCGAUGAUCCAGAUUUAAUAGAUGAUCUCAUAACCUAUUGGGAAGUCGAACUCCCACCGACCAAGAGCCAGCGAAUAGCUGAGCAAUUGAAUAUACUCCUCAAUCGAACACCUCUGUCAAACGCAGCCCUUGGGCGCAUCACUCAACCCGUCCUAGUCCUCCACGCCGAGCGGAGCGAGAGCUGUCCCCGGAAAUACGCCGAUCGUCUCGCAGAAAAGCUUGUCAGUGUUCAAGGUGGUGCCGUGGUAUACACAGUAAAAGGUGUGGCCGGAAGCUUGAGCAUAAUCCCUGGACAUGCUUCCAUUGCAAAUCAAGCCUUCGUCAAAUUUCUGGCACGAUUGCCAAAAUCACGGUCCGACAUAAGGCCCCCUGAGGUCCCCCUCCAACAACGCAUGCAACAGGCUUUGGACACCCUCGCAGAACUUGUCGGCGAUGAGACCAUCAGGCAAAGGAACCCCCUGUCGCCCCUGUCGUUCUCUGGUUUAGCCCCAGACAAGGUCGCGAGCCAGUCAGAAACGCUCGCGCACUACGGAGAACUCCAGAAGACCGCAUUCACACCACUUAGGCCUGACGGUGUCCCCGCGCGGAAAUACUCCGAACGAAGGAACUAUCAUUGGUUCCAAAGCGAGCGUAACGGGCUGUCGUAUGCUGGUGCUUCCAUACCAGCAACCAGCCGCCAAACAAAAGAACCUGAGCUCGAAUUACUCGACACACGCGCUCCCCUUCCGUCCCUCGACUCUCCGCCCCCGCCAUCCCCCCCUCCAGUGCAGUCUAGCUCGAAAGGAAAUAACCAAUUUUCCGGGAAAGUCACAGAAUUGCGCGUGCGCCGCACAACGGUAACGAUGUCUGGGCCGGUAUCAGUCAACAAGCUUACAGGUGUGCAAGUCCCCAUGGCCCGUGUUAUCGGAUCACUCCCAAUACAAAAAUCCAUCAUGUGA
Molecule: messenger RNA, 1482 nt
Organism: Pleurotus ostreatus (oyster mushroom)
Lineage: Eukaryota; Fungi; Basidiomycota; Agaricomycetes; Agaricales; Pleurotaceae
Exons: 11
Coding region: 1-1482 (493 amino acids)
Source: RefSeq, a predicted model, not a curated record